Messenger RNA from Rhagoletis zephyria (snowberry fruit fly), 1704 nucleotides. The record is from RefSeq and is a predicted model, not a curated record. Lineage: Eukaryota; Metazoa; Arthropoda; Insecta; Diptera; Tephritidae.
AUGCGCGGUUUUGCCCGCCAAGUGGCCGCUGCUCGAAGAGGCGGAAACAGUGGAAAUGGAAAUGCUGGAACUUCCGGUAAUGACAGUGAGUUUACCGAUGAGGACUUUGCCGACCUGGCCACCUCGCCGACGCUCUUCGCCGAGUCGCCGGAAAUUAUCGGCCUCUUCAGUCCGCUGCUCAGUGAUGACAAUACGCCGCUGUCGAGGCGAAUUAGACGACAGUCGCUGGUUGAAAUCGGCUUUGGCCGCCUGGAGACGUACAUUAAGCUAGAACUGCUGGGCGAGGGAACCUACGCCAAGGUCUUCAAAGGCCGCUCCAGCCUGACCAGCAACAUGGUCGCCCUGAAGGAAAUUCGCCUAGAGCACGAAGAGGGCACGCCCUGUACGGCCAUUCGAGAAGUGUCCCUGCUGCGCAACCUAAAGCACCACAACAUUGUGACGCUGCACGACAUUGUGCACACCGAAAAGUCGCUCACUCUUGUCUUUGAAUACCUGCCCAAAGACCUGAGCAAGUACAUGCACGAGUGCAACAAUCACCUACACUAUCAGAAUGUUCGCCUCUUCCUCUUUCAACUCCUGCGCGGCCUCGCCUACUGCCACAAACAGCGCAUCCUCCACCGCGACCUGAAGCCGCAAAAUCUGCUCAUCUCAGAGCGAGGCGAGCUGAAGUUGGCCGACUUUGGCCUGGCUCGCGCCAAAUCAGUUCCCUCAAAAACCUUCUCCAAUGAGGUAGUGACGCUGUGGUACCGCCCACCGGACGUCCUUCGCGGCGCCACCGACUACUCGCUGCCGAUUGACCUGUGGGGCGUGGGCUGCAUCUUCUUCGAGAUGGCCGCCGGGAAGCCGCUUUUUCCCGGGGCUAAUGCCGCCGACCAACUUGACCUGAUUGACAAGACGAUGGGCAGCGACCCGGACAACCUGACGAUGCUGCCGCUGGCCAUCAGCAGUCGCAUUCCCAAGCUGGGGCCGCAGGCCUUCGAUCUGAUUCCGUGGGACCAACUCGAGGAGGAGUACGAAGAUGAAGAUGGAAAUGGAGAGGAUGGAGAAAAUGGAGAGCGGACAUCGACUGGUGGCCAGUCGACCAUCGUCGAGGAGGACGAAGAGGAGUACCUGGUUCAGCAGCGGGCGCUGGAGAUUGAGCGCAUCAUUCGAGAGGCGAAACGACGAGAGCUGCAGGACUACGACGAGCAGAACUCCCAAACUGAUGAUGUUGAGCAGUCCCGAGCGGUCCUCCAGUCUACCUCAGCUCCUGAACAACAGGAAGAGCAGCAAACUCAAACUGUCAGUUCCACUACCGAACCUUCCAAAGCUGAAAAAAAGGAGGAGGAAAAAAAAGAAGAAAUCGAGCGUGAAUCAGAGUUGCCAAAUUACGACAUCGACGACGACGACGACCUCAGCGUCAGCGACCGGCCCGACUACUUUCCCGGAUCCGGAGAUGAGGAGGACGAAGUCGAGGACAAGGUCGAGGAUAAAGUCGAGGACAAGGAGGUCAACGAGGACCUGGACAAUGACGACGACCAGGACAAGGACAAAGACAGCCAAGACAAAGACGACGACCUCGACGACGACCUCGACGACGACCUCGACGACGACCUCGACGAUGAGGAGGAGCCCUCCAAGCGGGAGGUUGAGCCCGGCCUGGACGUGGAGUUUCUGGAGGCGGACGACGAGGUCUUCCUCUCGCAGGGCAACGAGCGGAACCAG